Molecule: messenger RNA, 2853 nt
Organism: Acanthamoeba castellanii str. Neff
Lineage: Eukaryota; Discosea; Longamoebia; Acanthamoebidae
Product: phosphatidylinositol glycan, class N, putative
Exons: 19
Coding region: 1-2853 (950 amino acids)
Biological process (GO): GPI anchor biosynthetic process
Cellular component (GO): endoplasmic reticulum membrane
Molecular function (GO): mannose-ethanolamine phosphotransferase activity
Source: RefSeq, a predicted model, not a curated record
AUGGGGUCAUUUCAAUGGAACUUGAAGUCACUGGUGGUGCUCGGUAUCCUGUUCCACUGCGUGUACCUGUUCAGCAUCAUCGACAUCUAUUUUCGGUCUCCCAUCGUGCAUGGCAUGACACCACACGCCUCCUCGCUGCAGCCUCCCGCGCAGCGCGUCCUCGUCUUCGUGGCGGAUGGUCUGCGAGCGGACAAACUGUUCGAGACCCUGGCACUGGUGCAGCGGAGAGAUGGGACUGGCAAGUACUUUCUUCGUGACAUCGUCGAGAAGCGGGGCAGGUGGGGCGUGUCGCACGCUCGGGUACCCACCGAAAGUCGGCCCGGGCACGUUGCCCUCUUCGCCGGUUUCUACGAAGACGUGUCUGCCGUGACCAAGGGUUGGAAGGCAAACCCGGUCGAAUUCGACUCUGUGUUCAACGAAAGCGCGCGUUCGUGGUCGUGGGGAAGUCCCGACAUUCUGCCGAUGUUUGCCCACAAUGUGCCGCAGAUGUACUCGCAUUCGUACCACGAAGACUCCGAGGACUUUGCGUCGGAUGCGUCGAACUUGGACACGUGGGUGUUCGAUCGCGUCGAGGAACUCUUUGCGUCAUCGCACAAGAACCGGACUCUGAACGACCAGCUGCAUGAAUCGCGCAGCGUGUUCUUCCUGCACCUGCUCGGCAUCGACACCAACGGUCAUGCGCACCGGCCCUACUCCUCCGAAUAUCUGGAGAAUAUCGACAUCGUCGACCAUGGCGUGCAGCGGCUCUACGAGCUGUUCGAACAGUACUACGGCGACGGGCAGACCACGUACAUCUUUACCUCCGAUCACGGCAUGCACAACAAGGGAAGCCACGGCGACGGGCACCCGGACAACACCGAGACCCCGUUCAUCGUGUGGGGCGCCGGGGCGCGCAAGCCGCACCCGCCGACUGCUCGGCCCGGCGAGAAGUCUAUGCCGGCGCCCGGCGCCUGGAACCUCACCGGCCUCCCGCGUUUCGACAUCAACCAAGCUGACGUGGCGCCUCUCAUCUCGUUCUUCGCGGGCCUGACCUAUCCCAUGAAUUCGGUCGGCGUACUGCCCACGGCCUACAUCGACGCCCCGCAGUCGAGCGUGUCCGACGGCCUUCUGCAGAACGCGCUCGAGAUCUACGAGCAGUUCCUCCGCAAGGCUCAGAUGAAGCGGGACCAUUCCAUCAUGUUCAAGAACUUCAAGCCCCUCCACGACGCCGAUACGACGAUCCGGACGAUUCGUGCGCUCAUGUCGUCGGGCAGGCACGAGCAGGCGCAAGAGCUGUCCAGCAGCCUCAUCGACCUGUCGCUGCAGGGCCUCCACUAUUUCCAGACCUACGAUUGGCCGUUCCUGCUCUCGGUGGUCUCGCUGGGCUACGUCGGCUGGAUCGCGUUCCUGGUGCUCCAUGUGGUGGCCCACAACACCAACCUGCCCGCCUACGUGCGCCACCGAUUGGCCCAAUCCAACCGCAACACCAAUCUGUUGGCGGCCCUGGUCGGCGCGGCCCUGUUCGUAUUCCUGUGGCUCGAGUCGUCCCCGAUCCAAUACUACCUCUACACGUUCUUCCCUGUUCUGUUCUGGGCGCAGAUCUACAAGGCCAGGUCCAUCCUAAGGCACCACCUGCCCACCAUGCUCACCCUUCCGUCGUUCGUCAUGUCCUCCCUCCUCGUCAUCAUCUUUCUCGCCAUUCUCGAAGUCAUGGUGGCGAGCUACUACAACCGGGAGCUGCUCUGUCCGGUGCUGCUGCUCGUGGGCUGCUGGCCCCUGGUGAAGGAGAGCAGCGUGAGCGGAAGUCUGGCCGUUGGCUGGGCCGCGUGCUGCUUCGUCCUCUCCAUCUUCCCGCUCCUCUCCGUUGAAUUCGGCUCCUCCAUCUCUCUUGUGUCUGCGGGCGGGCUGGCGGCGUUCGCCCUGGGCGCGCUGCCGUUCGUGGUCAAGCUCUUCUUCACGCCCCGACCGGCGCCGGUGGUGGUUGGCGGCAAGGAGAAGGAGGAGAAGUCGGAGCGGAACAAGCUCGCCUAUCUUCCGCCCUUCUCGCCCGCCGAGGCUCGCAUGGCCGCCAUCCAACUGGCCGCCGUGCUCGUGGCCGUGUGGGUUGUGAGCAGCACCAACUUCAACCUCGAGAACAAGCUGCCCGUUCCAUUCUACAACCACGUGAUCGCCUGGCUGUCCCUGGCGUCGCUCGUGGUGCUUCCAUUCGUCUUCAGCACGCACCCCAGCGUGUUCCUCUUCAACCUGUUCCUGUCCCUGGCCGCGCCUUUCACAUUCCUCAGCAUUUCCUAUGAGGUGCUGUUCUACUGCGCGUUGAGCGCGACCCUCUAUCUGUGGUACUAUCUGGAGGCAGCACUCUUUCGCGGGCAGCGCCCCGAGACCCUGUCCUCUCGAGCCACCCGCGCUCUUACCGUCGGCGACGCCCGCAUCGCCCUCUUUUUCCUCUACCUGUGCUACGUGGCGUUCUUCGGGACAGGCAACAUCGCGAGCAUCAGCAGCUUCGAGGUGUCGUCGACCUUCCGCUUCAUGUCCAUCUUCAAUCCGUGGGUGAUGGGCGCGCUGCUCAUCAUCAAGCUCCUCCUGCCCUUCAUCCUCGUCUCGUGUGCCUACCACAUCAUCGUCGCCUCGUCCCAGCUCGACCUCUCGGCCUCGUUCCUCCUCGUCAUCGCCUUCUCCGACGUGCUCAGCCUCAACUUCCUCUUCCUCGUCCGCGACACCGGCAGCUGGAAGGACAUCGGCACCUCCAUCUCCCACUUCGCCAUCUCCAACUGCUUCAUCCUCUUCCACCUGGGCAUCGUCGCCCUCUCCUCGCUCCUCACCUCUCGCCUCCGACUGCCGCGCCUCGUCCCCAAGCCCGACCAGCUCUCCCUCUGA